ACCGUAUCCCUGCUCACUAUUCGCCUCACUCCCUGACAACGGCAGCGAUGGCGGAUCCUGGAGUCGCUGCUGCAGUAGCAUCCACCCCGAGCGGGGAACUCGUCAGUUUGCCGGGGGGCUCGCAGCGCCUUCUCUUUUCCCAUGAUUUGGUGUCGGGCCGGUACCGGGGCUCAGUUCGUUUCGGACUGGUGAGGCUGAUCCACGGGGAGGAAGACUCAGAUUCGGAUUCCGAUGCCGGCGGUGGAGCCCCAGGAAGCGGCGCCGGCGGUGGGGCAGGAGCCGGCAGCUCAGACACGGAGAGUGUGCCAAAGGACAGUCGGGCCCGGCCACUCGGCAGGGGGUACGUCCGAGUGCAGUGGUACCCCGAAGGCUGCAAACAGGACAUUCGGGAAACCAAGCUAAAACUUGAGGACCGCUCUGUCGUCCCCAGAGACAUGGUGAGACGGAUGUACCCUUGUGAUGGCCAGUGUGGCACAGUCAUCGACAUUAACAUUGAAUGUGCAGUUAAGAUUGUUGGAACAAACUGCGUCUUGUACCCUGUGAACAGCCGUGACCUGCAGCACAUCUGGCCCUUUAUGUAUGGGGACUAUAUAGCAUAUGACUGCUGGCUUGGGAAAGUAUAUGACCUGAAGAACCAUGUCAUCCUGAAAUUGUCUAAUGGAGCCAGGUGCUCAAUGAAUACAGAGGAUGGUGCCAAACUCUAUGAUAUGUGCCCUCAUGUCAGUGACUCGGGUCUGUUUUUUGAUGAUUCCUACGGUUUCUAUCCUGGUCAAGUGCUGAUUGGACCAUCUAAGGUGUUUUCCAAUGUGCAGUGGCUGUCGGGAGUCAAGCCAGUUCUUAGUAAAAAAAGCAAAUUUCGAGUAGUUGUAGAGGAGGUCCAGGUUGUAGAACUAAAGGUCACAUGGAUCACCAAGAGCUUUUGCCCUGGAGGUACUGAGAGUGUCUUUCCGCCCCCAUCCAUCAUCACCCAAGAUAACUUAUCCAGAGUGAAACGUUUGGGCUAUUAUGAUCAUGCUCAACGUCAACUGGGUGAGCGGUGCCUCUAUGUUUUCCCAGCCAAAGGAGAUACAACUCAGAUAACCUGUGAGGGUCCAGAGGGAGCAACCAUCCUGCCAGAGGGAUCAGUGGCCAAAAAAGUUCGUCGGCUUUUGAAGAAAGAGAUUGUGCGGAAGAUGGGCAGUGUGACAGAUGGUCAGACGACAAAUGAACAGCCCACAGCAGAUUGUGCUGCUGCUGCAGAAAGCCAAUCAGCAGGUGGGCAGCCAGAUGCAGACAAGCACUCAGAGGACUCUGUCAAUGGGGUGACCCAAAGCUCCCCAUCAUAUGCCAGUGAGGAUGGACCAGUCGUGCAUCUGUCAGAAGCAGUAGAUUCUGGUGAUGGUGCUGCUGACCUGUGGGUUGAGUCUGCUGAACAGGAUGCUGACGAUGAAGCAGCUGAGGACACUGAUGACACCAGUUCUGUGACGUCCUCGGCAAGCUCUACUGCAUCCUCUCAAAGUGGCAGUGGUGGGCUGAACCGCAGAAAGAGUGUGCCUCUGUCGAUUCGUAAUUUGAAAAGAAAGCACAAGAAAAAGAAGACCAAGAUAUCACGGGAGUUCAAGCCAGGUGACAGGGUAGCAGUUGAAGUGGUGUCCACCAAGACUUCUGCUGAUGUGAUGUGGCAGGAUGGCACUGUGGAGACAAACAUUCGCUCCAAUGAACUUCUGCCUAUCCACCACUUGGACAACAAUGAAUUCUGCCCUGGAGACUUUGUAGUGGACAAGCGGCCUCAGGCGCUGCAGGAUCCCAAUGUCUAUGGGGUGGUUCAGUCAGGGGACCAUCGAGGCCGCACCUGUGCAGUUAAGUGGGUUAAGCUGCAGCCAACUGGGGUUGAUGUGGAGGUCAUUAGGGAAGAAGAGGAUGUCAGUGUCUAUGACAUUGCAGACCACCCAGACUUUCAUUUUCGCACCAAUGACAUAGUGAUCAGAAUUGGAAGCACAGGGGAAGCUCGGGCAGCUGAGGAAGAUAGUGAGCCAUCAGUAGGCCAGGUGUCCCGUGUGGAUGUAAGCAGCAAAGUCGAGGUUGUUUGGGCAGACAACUCAAGGACCAUCGUUCUGCCUCAGCACCUGUACAACGUGGAGUCGGAGAUUGAGGAAUCCGACUACGACUCAGUGGAAGGCAGCAGCAGUGCAGCUUCUUCUGAAGAGUGGGAAGACGAGAGUGAUAGCUGGGAAACGGACAAUGGGCAAGUGGAAGAGGAACAUGCUGGCGAGACGGCUCCUGCUUCCACGCCUGCUGCCCCUGCUGAUGAAGGGAAAUCUCUACCAUCUGUAGAUGAGCCCCAGGGUGCAGAGGCCACAGCAGGGGCUAGUGGUGCAGAAAAGCAACCAAAGGAUGGAACGCCAAGGAGCUUCAGGGAGCUGAAAGAGGCCAUCAAGAUUCUGGAGAGCCUGAAGAACAUGACUGUGGAGCAGUUGCUCACUGGGUCACCAACAUCCCCUACCGUGGAGUCUGAGAAACAGACCAAAGAGAAGAAGUUUUUAGAUGAUAUCAAAAAGCUGCAAGAGAACCUGAAGAAGACGCUGGACAAUGUGGCAAUUGUGGAGGAGGAGAAAAUGGAAGCUGUGGCUGAGGUAGAGAAGGAGGAGAAGAACCCAGAGCCACAUACUCCUGUCAAGUCGGAGUGGCCCAGUGACACGCCUGUCUUAUGCCAGCAGAGUGGUGGUAAACCUGGAGUAAUAUUCACCAGUGCCAAAGGAGAGGUGUUCUCUGUGCUGGAGUGGGCCUUGGACAGUCAUUCCUUUAAGAAAAUGGAGUUUCAGCCAGCAGAACCUAAAAAGUUUUUCAGCACAGUGAGGAAGGAAAUGGCCCUGUUAGCUACAUCACUUCCCGAUGGCAUCAUGGUGAAAACCUUUGAAGAUCGCAUGGACCUCUUCUCUGCACUGAUCAAGGGCCCAACACGGACCCCCUAUGAGGAUGGCCUUUUCUUAUUUGACAUCCAGUUGCCGAACAUUUACCCUGCUGUGCCUCCCCUUUUCCGCUACCUGUCUCAGUGCAGUGGGCGGCUCAACCCUAACCUGUAUGACAAUGGCAAAGUCUGUGUCAGCUUGUUGGGCACUUGGAUUGGCAAGGGGACUGAGAGGUGGACAAGUAAAUCUAGUCUGCUGCAAGUGCUGAUCUCGAUUCAAGGGCUGAUUCUGGUAAAUGAGCCUUAUUACAAUGAGGCAGGCUUUGACAGUGAUCGGGGGUUGCAAGAGGGCUAUGAGAACAGCCGCUGCUAUAAUGAGAUGGCCCUCAUCAAGGUUGUUCAGUCCAUGACACAAUUGCUUCUCCGGCCUGUUGAGGUCUUCCAGCAGGAGAUAAGAGAGCAUUUCUCCACCAAUGGCUGGAGGCUUGUACAUCGUAUAGAGUACUGGCUUGAGCUCAAUGACAUGGUGGACAGAAGGGAAAUGAGAACCCCUGAGCGGCCACUGUCUGCCGAGCCUGGAGAUGAGCUGGUGGCCUCCGCCGCUACUAGCUUGGACAACAGAGAGGAGGUGUUGGAAGACUCCGGUCUAGGUACGUCCACAAUUUCGGCACUGGAAGCUGGUCAGCACUCCGAUUCUGAAGCUACUGGUGUCCUAAAGGCUGUCACCGUGGUGGCUGAUGAUCAGAAGGUGCCUGUAGACUCUGUGGGCAGCCAAAUUAGUGUCAAGCCAAAGAAGCGAAGGAAGAGCUACCGGAGCUUCCUACCAGAGAAGAGUGGCUAUCCAGAUAUUGGCUUUCCACUCUUCCCCCUCUCCAAAGGAUUUAUCAAAAGCAUCCGGGGUGUUAUCCAGCACUACCGGGCAGCACUGACUACUGCUGGCUUCCCCGAGCGGGCCGAGGAGAAGUAGUGGCUACUUUACAUGUCAGUGCUCUGCAGAGGCCCUGAGCAAGAGGGGCCCCUGAAGAACACUGGAAGUGCCAUGACUGAUACAGCGCCCUGGGGCUGUCUGACCUCAACUGCUAGCCGCUACACUGACCGGACUGUGUCAGUUAAAAUGAAAAUAGGUUUGCACAAAGACUGACCCAAUCGCCAAGUCUGGAACUGAAAUAAAUAAAAAAAAAAAAAAAAUGUGAUAAGGCCUACCUGACUGGAAUUUCCUCUCCGGAACCCUGCCCAUGUUAACCUUGCUGCUGUCCAGCUGCACACCUCAAGUUGCAGCUGACCUUGGUCUUGUGCAAAGCAGCUGGAGUGAUGGGCUACUGGGAUGGGGAGAUGGGGCUUCCAUCUGCUGUUAUACAUUGCACGUUUACUGGGAACUGUUGAGACCUGCAAGGGUGAGGCAGCAGGGGCUGUGCCAGCUAGUCUCCCUUGGAGAUUUUGGACUUCAGAAUGUACAAAUUGGCCAUCAGUGUGACCUUUGACACGGGUGGUUGCAGCUGUGCUGACGUGCUACCUGUUUUUCAAGCACAGCUCUAUGUCUCGUGACCAGACAGACCUCAAGAUGCCUACUUGGUGAUCGCUUGGGAACUGCCUCAUGCCCAUGUGGCCGCUGUGAGCAGGAGCUUGCGUAGUGGCUGGAUGCCACUUCAUUGGUCACCUGUUGGGUCCUGGACUGUGGCAUUUUUCUUGUUUCUAAUUAAUAGUGUUAAAGGACCGGUCAAGCAUGCACCAUUUAUCUGCCUUAGUGCUGGCCGUGCCAUCCUUCGCCUUGUCCACUUUGUACAGUCAUGAAAUGGCGUGAAUGCUGAACGCUAGGUGUGCAGUGUGUGUGUUUUUUUUCCCCCCCUUUUGCUGCUAGAUUUGGUUGCAACUUGUAAAAAUUAAAUAAAACGUGGCCUGCAAGCUGGCUUCCUUA
Messenger RNA from Polypterus senegalus (gray bichir), 4802 nucleotides. It is a transcript of the gene ube2o, whose product is annotated as ubiquitin-conjugating enzyme E2O. The transcript has 19 exons. The record is from RefSeq and is a predicted model, not a curated record. Bases 48 to 3854 code for a protein of 1268 amino acids. NCBI's taxonomy places the organism in Eukaryota, Metazoa, Chordata, Cladistia, Polypteriformes, Polypteridae.